Molecule: messenger RNA, 4073 nt
Organism: Mastomys coucha (southern multimammate mouse)
Lineage: Eukaryota; Metazoa; Chordata; Mammalia; Rodentia; Muridae
Gene: Mc5r
Product: melanocortin 5 receptor
Exons: 2
Coding region: 147-1265 (372 amino acids)
Biological process (GO): G protein-coupled receptor signaling pathway
Cellular component (GO): membrane
Molecular function (GO): melanocortin receptor activity
Source: RefSeq, a predicted model, not a curated record
GGCGGGUGGAGGCUGUUUAAAGGCAGAGUGGCGAGGUGCUAGUUUAGGUUGGGACGAGACUGCGCCCUGGCGAUGGCCCUACCCUGUCGCCGAGGUCCCAGGUGCCUCAGGCAGAGCGAAGCGUCCAGUGAGGGUGCCUGGCCCGGAUGCAAGACCAGAACCCGGUAAACAGAAGAUUCAACUCCCAGAAACCGCCUGGAACCUGUGAGGAAUCAUGCUUACCUUGGCGUGGAGCAGAGCAGAAUGGUAAAUUCGAUGCCAAGAAGUGGGGGCAUUUUCUUCCAGCAAUGAACUCCUCGUCUCACCUGACUUUAUUGGAUCUUACCCUGAACGCCUCGGAGGACAGCAUUUUAGGACCAAAUGUCCAGAACAAGUCUUCCGCCUGUGAAGAGAUGGGCAUUGCCGUGGAGGUGUUCCUGACGCUGGGUCUCGUCAGCCUCUUAGAGAACAUCCUGGUCAUUGGGGCCAUAGUGAAGAACAAAAACCUGCACUCACCUAUGUACUUCUUUGUGGGCAGCUUAGCAGUGGCCGACAUGCUGGUGAGCAUGUCCAAUGCCUGGGAGACCAUCACCAUAUACUUGCUAAAUAACAAACACCUGGUGAUCGCAGACACUUUUGUGCGUCACAUCGACAAUGUGUUUGACUCCAUGAUCUGCAUCUCUGUCGUGGCCUCCAUGUGCAGUUUGUUGGCUAUUGCGGUGGACAGGUACAUCACCAUCUUCUAUGCCUUGCGCUACCACCACAUCAUGACUGCGAGGCGCUCGGGGGUGAUCAUCGCCUGCAUCUGGACCUUUUGCAUAAGCUGUGGUAUCGUUUUCAUCAUUUACUAUGAGUCCAAGUAUGUGAUCAUUUGCCUCAUCUCCAUGUUCUUCACCAUGCUGUUCUUCAUGGUGGCCCUGUAUAUACACAUGUUCCUCCUGGCCCGGAACCAUGUCAAGCGGAUAGCAGCUUCCCCCAGAUACAGCUCUGUGAGGCAAAGGACCAGCAUGAGGGGUGCCAUCACCCUCACCAUGCUACUGGGGAUUUUCAUUGUCUGCUGGUCUCCCUUUUUCCUUCACCUUAUCUUAAUGAUCUCCUGCCCUCAGAACGUCUAUUGCUCUUGCUUUAUGUCUUACUUCAACAUGUACCUUAUACUCAUCAUGUGCAAUUCUGUGAUCGAUCCUCUCAUCUAUGCCCUCCGCAGCCAAGAGAUGCGGAGGACCUUUAAGGAGAUCCUCUGUUGUCAUGGAUUCAGGCGAACUUGUAGGCUCCUUGGCAGGUAUUAAACCCCUCCCCCUUCUCGGUGGCUCUCAUCUCUCAGUCAGUUAGGUUCAGCCAGGGCAUAAUUAAGACUGUUAAGGAUCUCAAAUGUAUUCUUCUUUAUCUCCUUUGCGGCUCGGUUUGGUUAUUGCAUGUUGUAGGUAUGUGAAUUAUCUCCAUGGUGAGAAUGGUCUGUGACAAUUUUUUUUUUUUUUUUUUUUUUUUUUUUUUUUUUUUUUUUUUUUUUACUCCUUGCUCACUCUCUGCUCCCCAUUCCAUUUUAGGAGGAGGCUCAUGUCACCAUGAGUGGGCUUUGGGUUUGGUUUAGCUUUCCUCAUACUGCUGACCAUGUUUGCCGGAUGUACCUUUUGCAUUCUUUUCAGGAACAGAGAGACAUCUGGCUCCUUUUCAUUUGAGACUUCUAUUUUAUUUGCUACAGGUGUCUCUAUAGCUCGUAUAUCCUAGACUUCUGGCUUCUUCUGGCUUGCAUUCAGAAUUGUCUGGGGGACCAACCUUAAAAACUUAUACUCUUGUCCAUUAUAGUUUUGGACUUAUUCAGACAUGAAACUUCUAUGCUAAACACUUUGCUUCAUGUUUUGUGAAAACCUCCAUGUCUCUGGUUGUCUUAUUUCUGACUCAAUUCAGCGUUUCCAAGAAAUUGAGGUGGGGGGUGGGGGGCGGUCAUGUUGGCGACUCUAGGUACAAACCCACCCUCACUCCAUUUAGCACUUGCUCAGAGUCAAACUAGGUUGGCUUUCUCACACAUAGUCAUUCAACAGCUCUUCGUGUCUGAAAGAUCCCACUGGAUGCUUUACAGCAUCUUAACAUGCCUCUAGCAACCAUCAAAGGCUGGGUCCACAGCAAAGCCAUGCCAUUUUCUCUAGUCUGGAGUGGAGGAAAGGGAUGCAAGCUCAAGCGCUAACCCUGAUGACACUGGCUAUGUGUCCUUCACUCCACUCCAGGGUCCACCUCUGUGCUGACCUCUCAGAAUGGACAUAAGAACUAUCUAAAAAAAAAAUGAGAGAACUUCUUAUAAAAUUUGAAAAACACAGAGGAUUUUUUUUUUAAAGUUAUUUAAAGGAACUGAUCCACAUAGGUGAGAUCACAUAGAGUAACAUGAAGGAAGGGUACAGGUGUCCGUGGCUGGAGCAGUGUUUUGGAUGCCAAGAGACUUGCUGCACUCAAUAGAGCCAUGUGGCCCUCUGGAUCCCAGUGAAGAUCACAGGGUUAGAAUAAGACUUUGAUCUUGGUGGUCACUCCAAGCUAUCUAACCAAACACCCACCUAUCUAUCAUUAGUCUGAUUCUCUGCUCUGGGUGCUAAAAUGACUUACUACAAAUCUUGACCUUUAUAUUAAGGUAUUUAAGAACACGCCUGACUGCAUUUUAAUCUCUAUGUAAACAAAAUAGCCCUUGUGUUCAACUGUUGUUGUGUUUGAGAUCUUCAUCUGAACUGAAGGGAAUGAGUCCCUGCAGCUCACAGGUUCCAUUACACGGUCGUGUGCUACCAUUAAUGUUUUCUCUUUUGUUGGAGACUUGACAUCUAGGCUGUUUCCAAAUGAAAGAAAAAUGUAAAUAAAGCAGUGUACAUACAGGUCAUCCCACAGUGAACUGUGGGUGUAAAAGGCGUCCUGUCUACAGAAGAUUGUAAGGGCAGAAGAACUUUCUAGUAUAGUGUCAUAAUUAGUUUGUGAGCAUGAUCAGCGACCCCUCUAGGAGCUCAGCAUAGAAAGAAAGGAAGAAGGAAAGAAAGAAAGAAAGAAAAAAAAAACGUAGUGCUGGUGUUCACAGCAAGGUGCAUGAGAUGUUCAAAUCUUUACAAAAUGGAAAACAGAUUGUUCGCAACCGGUUUGCAAAGAGCCUCCAGCUUUUCAAAGUGUUUCCCGUUUGAAGCUGCUGAGUAUUCACACACAGGAAGUAAAAAUUCUCACUGACACCAUUGUAGAAAGCAGAGUCCCCCGUUGCCAUGGAUGUUGCCUGGACGUGGCUGUGUGCGGGCUUCCUCUCGUCUGUACAGAGCAAGCACUUGCAGUGUUUGUAGUUUCCAAGUUGAAUCUUCUGCUUAGAGUCCUUGAGGAUGAAGCAAGGUGACUCUAGUUCUAAUCACAGGGCUAGAAUAAGACAUUGAUCUUGGUGGUCACACUGCUCGUCCGGACACCCAACUGUCUGUCACUAGUUUGACUCUGCACCCAGAGGGUGCUAAAAUGACUUACUACAAUGAAGGUAUUUAAGAACACGCUCGACUGCAUUUUAAUCUCUACGUAAACAAAAUAGCCCUCGUGUUCAACUGUUGUUGUGUUUGGGAAAAUAUAAGCCUCUAGUAACUUGUUACAUUCAUGCAAAUAAGCCAACCUCAAAAUGAAGUCCCCUUAACAAAAGAAGAACACACAUGCAUGUCAAACGUGUGCAAUUGUAUGUUAGCUUUCUGUCUCUGUGGGAAAUGUAUUCACAUGAAGUUCCCUUAACAAAAGAAUACACAUGCAUGUCAAACACGUGGCAUUGUAUGUUAGCUUUCUGUCUCUGUGUGAAAUGUAUUUGCUGUAAAAUACGUCCAAAGAAAUAGUUAGUAAAGUAGAGGGAUGAUUCAAUUUAUACUAAUAAACAUAUAUAAUUAAUAAAAUGGAUGGUCUAACUAUACUUUACAAUUGGUCAUUUAAAUAUGUGAGAUUUGGAGUGUUUUAUUUUUUUAAUCGUUCUGGAAACUUUCUGGUAGGUAUUACAAAAUGAGAAUGUAUAUGCAUUGGUAAAUUUUACUUGACAGCAUUUAUUACCUAUAGUAUAGACAUUUGAAAUGAUAUUAAUCCUACAAAUAAAAUAAACUUUAUACUUCACUCUA